CAGGUUGUAAGAUAAUUUUGAUUGCAGCUAGCUAGCUAGCCAGGUCACAUGAACUUGGAAGAACUGGAGCUGCAGGAUGAAUGUCGUUUUUUGUCAAUGAAGCUACCGCACAAGGCGUUUUUGCAAGGUCUUUCAGAAAGGAAGGCUCUUGACCCAGGUUUCGUUUACGACAUUCAGCCGAGCUCAAGGUGUUGGCCACUCCAGGGGACUUGAACUAUAGCACGAUUUCUGUCAAGUUUCCUGAGAAGACUCAUGUUUCCGUUUACCGUUUAAAGUUCAUGGAACAGUCACUGAUGUUGGCUUUUCAAGUUACCAUGCCAUAGUUUCGCCAUUCAAGGGCGGUUAUGUGAAAGUUGAGCAGCGGAUCUCUGAACUUCUUCAAAGCUAAUCAGAAGCUUUCUUACAAAGUGACCUUUACUACAAAGACUAAGCAGACGGAACCUGAGUUUGGAGGCUUGGCAUGGAGGGUGCUGAUAUGAGUCAUAGUCUGGGAUUUUUUUUGACAUGAAUGAAUCUCAAUGGAUGGUUUUAUUGCUUUUGAUGAAUAAACAAUUUUUCUGUAAACAGCCUUUAAUUUUAAGCUCACUCAAUCCAUAUUUUGUCCAGUGGUGGUUAAUUAUCCCCUCUCCAUGAUCAUCUAGCUUGUCUGAUGACUAGAACAGAAGCAAACCAAUGUCAUGUGUAGUGAGAUGAAAUAUGAAAUUCAUAUGAAGAUCAAAUCUGAAUCUUGAUCAGAACAAGUUCAUAGCUGCUCAAAAUUCAGGAAUCCUCCGACUUUACAAUUCUUUGUGAGAGUCUUUGAAAAAUGGGCUGAUUGGAUGUUCUUGUACUCAUCGUUAAUGGGCCACAUACAAAUCCAAAUAUGAGUACUUCCACUUAAUUGGAUCAUGGGUCGUUAGAAUAUGUGGGCCUUAAAAUAUUCGAAAAGAGAACUAGAGAAGCACCCCCAUAUCUCGUUGUGAUUUGAUUUCCUGGGUCCAUUUCUGACCAUAAGUCAAAACCAGUCCAACGGAAGAGCAAAACUUGCAGUAUCAGGCUCUUGAAUGCAAUUACAAGAUGGAACAUUAGUUUCAAUUCUGGACUAAUUGAUGGCUUCUUCUCCUACAAAAUCCGGCGGUCCCAGGAAGUAUGAUGUGUUCCUCCGUUUUAGAGGAGAAGACACCGGCAAGAUCUUUGUCGGCCAUCUUUACAGAGCUCUGCAACAGAAAGCAAUCAACGCCUUCAUCGAUUCUGAAGGGCUCACUAAAGGCAGCAAGAUUUCAGAGCUACUCACAUCUAUUGAGGACUCGAGGCUUUCGGUUGUAGUUUUAUCUCAAAACUAUGCAUCUUCCACUUGGUGCUUAAAAGAGCUCGUCAAAAUCCUGGAUUGGAUGGACACGAAGAAGCAGAUAGUGGUGCCUAUCUUCUACCAAGUAGAUCCCUCUGAUCUACGGAAAACUUGUAGGAGACUGAAAUCAAUACCUGAGCUUUCAAGUAUUAGUUACAUUAAUGCGCAGUAUUGCGCAGCUCUGGAAACAGUUUCAACACCAAAGACUGAUUGUAGAAAUCUUGACUUCAGAUUUUCUAACUGCUUCCGGCUGUUACAAGUAAAUCUGUUUACAGAUAUUGUUGAAACACAUUUUGUUUACCAGGAUUAUCAUCUUCGACCUCUUUCAUGCAAUACGUGUUUUCCUGAAAGUGAAAUUCCCAAUUGGUUCAGCCAUCAGUCCAGGGCUUCUUCAAUCACUGUCCAGCUACCACCGAAUUGGUUUGAUAAGUUGUUUUUGGGAUUGGCGCUAUGUGCUGUUAGUUGCUAUAAUGAGGCUGAUCCAAGUUAUGCACCUCAUGUAGCUGCUCUAUGUUACUGUACCUUCAAAGGAAAUCAAGGUGACCACAAUUUCAGUUUUAUUUGCAAGAUUGCGGAUUCCUGGAGUCAGAUCACUUGUUCAUGGAAUACGUACCAUGGUCUAAAUUUAGCUUGGCUGAAAAAGGAGAGCCGGUGAAUGAACGCUAUUACAUUGAGGCCACAUUUAAGAUUGUAGUAGAAAGUACAUGUAAUUCCAGGUCAGAACGCCAUUGCAUGACGAGUUACGGACUUCGUUUCUUUCAUGAUAAUUAUAUGGAAGUGCAAAGUGAAAGCAUGGCUCAGCCCACAAAUCAUAUUGAAGGACUUGGAGCACCUUUCUAUCCUGACUGGUUGGAAGUAAGAAAGAGUGAAACAGAGUGGGAGGCAGGGUCAUCGGAGUCGGAUGAAGAGAGAGGCACGUGCCAAACAUUGGAGCUGUUACCAGAGAAACAGACCAAGAGUAAAGAAGAGCAGGAGAUAAUGGUGGUGGCGGAGCAGGGGGAGGGGUGCCAAGUGUUAGGUUCGGUAUGCUGCUGCUUGUCAUUGUCUGGAUGCACUAUGUCUUUGAGAAAGAGAGAAACAGAAAGAGAAGGAAACAGAGUCACGAGUCCCUGAUGAUGGGGAGAUAUCAGAGUUGGGCAGUCACAGUGGUCUGGUGGUGCCAAAUUCACAGAGUGAGGGCAAAGAAGAGGAAAAAUUGAUUGGGGAGGAGUCAUUGGAGAGGGUUGUUUGGGCCACGGUGCAGCUGCUUUUACUGGCUGGGUGAAGUAUGGUGUGGAAAUAGAGAAGUAGCAGAAGCAGAUGACUUUGGCUUGCAUAAAAGGAAGAAAGAUAAAUUAAAGAGGUGGCAGUAGUGAUCCAAGUAUGCAGACCUUUCAGGGGAGAUGCAUGUGUUUGGGUCAUCUGGAAAGGCAGAACAACAGAAGGAAAGUAUGCCUCAGUGAUUUCAUUCCCUCUUCAAAAGAAUGCGCCUUGUACUGGUACUAACAUUAAAGCUGUAAACACCAGGAUAAGAUAAGAGGAAAGCAGAGAAGGAAAAGGGAGUCUGGCAAAGUAUCAAUGGUCCAAUGUUAUCAAAGGUGAUCAUAUCUUACAAUCAGUGAUGACAUUUAACCUCAUCUUUCCAUCACAGAAAGGGAGAAUCAAAUCAAGAUGAGUAAUUGAUGCUAGCUAGCAAUGGCAUUUGGGUAGCUAGAACAUGUACCUGUCAUCCUAACCAUUUUCUCUACUAAAAACAACUGCGCAGCUGCAAUACUACUCUGCUGCCUCAAGUUGGUUCAGAGAAGUCUUGAUGAUGAUAUAUGUUGUCGUGCACUGCAGUCUGAAAUGACAAACAUUGACAUGUGAAUCUGCAAGCAUUUUAUGUCAUGAAUUUUAUUGGCAUUGAAAGAAGAAAAACACAAAACCCAGUUUAGUGUGGACAAGUCUGCAAGGUUGAAAUGUACUGUAAAUUAGUUAAUUACUUCUCUAGGAUUCUGAAUGCAUUGCCCUUGUGGCUUUUGUUCUUGGUUUUGAACUUUGUAUUGGUAAAGCUAUGUAUGAAGUGUUAACAGAGUAGUAAAAAUUACCUUUUUUACCACACUAUUACUGCAGCUUGCUUAAUUGGUUAGUGGUCUACAGCUAUUGUACACUUGUCAUUUUCUUAUGUAAUCUGGGAAGGUUUAUAACUGUGCACUGCCCUUCACUGCCCUCUUUUUCGAUUGUAACAGAUUGGCCUGAUCAAUAUAACAAAUUUCUCUCUGCUUCCGCUCUUUUCUGUGUUCAUGGAUUCAAGCUUUCAUGGCAUCAGGAGCCAGGUUCGAUCGGGACCGGAGUUCGAUAUUGGAGGCCUAGCUGCUUGAGGUUCUUCAAGCUAUUGCUUAUUUCUAUUCGUUUCUGGUUUUGAUUCAGCCAUAUUAGAGCAAGAUUCAAGUUUGAGAUAAGUUCCUCUUCUAAAUCUAGAAUUAUGGAAGCUCUGAAAAGUUGAAAUUUGUUGCUGAUUGCUGGUUCCGAAGCCUUGAUUCCAUGAUGGAAGUAGUGUGCUACUAUUUUAGUACAAGAUUUAUUGGUUUUUUGUUGUGAUUUGCUUGAGAUUGAAGUUUGGUGAAACCCUAAUUUUUGUUCAUAGACGAUUCAGUGCUGAGUUGUGCGAUUCACAGUGAUUUACUGGAAAUUGAAGAUUAUAGAAAUACUAGUUAUUGAUACCGGAAGCUUAAACCCCUGUCUCUCAUCUGAAAUUGUUCAAGUUCCAUAUAGCUGAAUUUUUUGCUGGAAUUAUUGCUUCUAGCUGGGAAGAUUGGCUACUUGUUACAAGGUCUAUAUAGUUUCUCCUACUGCAUCUUGAUAAAACCUUAAAUCUCAGAGAUAGAAAUGGCUUUACCUACUACUAAUGCAUCUGCUACUCACACUAUCUGCAAUUGAGUUUCUUGAUCAAUAGUGUAUUCUGUUUGCAAGAAGUCUGCUACUCUGAGGAUUCAAGUUGGUUGGACAUUUGUUACAAGUUGUUGUGUUGGAAGUGUUGCAGCUUGUAUUGAUAUCCACAGUCAAGCAUCAUGAAUAACAGUUUUGACUUGAGCAACUUUAUACUAUCCAAUUUCUGCAAUCUAAUUUCAGUUCGCUUAGAUGGCUCUAACUAUGUCACAUGGAAAUUUUUGUUGGAAACAAUGUUAAAAGGUUGUGGCCUAAUGAAAUAUGUUGAUGGUUCAUUCCCUUGCCCUUCUCAAUACUUGAUCACAGAAGAAGAUGGUGUCACAUGUGAAAUGACAACAGAGUACAUUACUUGGAAGCAAAACGAUUAUGUUGUUAUGGCUCUGCUUGCUGCUACUCUAUCUAGUGAUGUUCUCUCUUUUGUUGUUGGAAGUAAUACUUCUAGAGAAUUUUGGUGUUUGCUCAAGGAAAGGUUUGCUUCUACUUCAUGGUUUAACAAAGAGCAACUAAAGACCAACUUUUACAAACUCCAAAAAGGUUCAGAUUCUAUUGACAAGUACUUGGAUAGGGUGAAGAUGGCUUGUGAUCAGUUGGCCAAUGUUGGGAUUCAUAUGAUUGAUGAAGACAUAGUUGUCUCUGUUCUUCUUGGUUUGCCAUCAGACUAUACUACCAUGAAAACUAUAAUCAGGGCUAAGCAUAACCCCAUUUAUUUGCAAGAGUUAAGGUCUCUUUUGCUCAUUGCUGAAGCUGAACUUGAAGAGGUUCACAAGUCUAUUUCCUUGCCUUCCAAUACUGAAAUCGUAGCACAAGGUGAUAAUUUCAGAGGGACUACUACUACACCAACUCAUGUUACAGAUGCCAAAUAUGAUGUUACUACCUUGAUGCCUCCAAGUACUGUUGCCUAUUCAAGGUACAUGAAUGCUCCUUAUGUCAUUGCAUCUGUUCCUACAAUGACUUCUCCAUAUGCUGCAAAUACUGUUGUACAGAAUAAGAACUCCAUUAUGCAACUUUUGCCAACCCAUGAUCCCAUAUUCAAUCAAUGGUAUGUUCAACCACAAGGAAAUUCUGGAUAUGCUUUCAAUACUGGUGAAAGUCAGUACAAUGAAGCAUUCAAUUCUGGUGCUACUCAUCAAAAUGAAGGUCUCAUGCAACAACAUGGUUUUGGUUUCUCACAACAGAGUGAAGGUUUCUCACACCAAGGCUACUCAAGUUCAAUCAUGUGUCGGCUUUGUAAAAGGACUGGUCAUUCUGCCUCUAGGUGCUAUCAUAGAUAUUCACAACCUCAAAAUACACUCUCCAGCAGCUCUUUCAAUGUGAAAUGCCAAAUUUGCCAUUGUUUUGGCCAUAUUGCUCCGUCAUGCUCUCAAAGAUCUGCUCCCCGACAAAUUGUUACCUCUGGCGCUUCAUUGAGAUGUCAAAUUUGUUUGAAAACAGGUCACAGUGCAGCUGAAUGCUUCCAUAGGCAUCACUAUGCUUUCCAACCACCAACUUCUGUGAUACCUCAAUCUAUAGCUGCUUCUUUUUCGUCUCAUCCAUUGCCAAUUGUCACUGGUGCUCUACCAAGUCUCUGUCAUCCCUUGUUGCAUGGUAAUGCUUCUCAGUUACUGCCUCUCUUUCCUCCUGGCUGAAGCGCACAUCUGGCCUGAUAGCUUGCAGAUUUAUUCACCAAGGAUUUAUGCUCAACUCAACACUUGUACCUGUGUGCCAGCUUGAUGUCAGAGCCCUCCCAUCAAGCUGAGGAGGGGUGUUAACAGAGUAGUAAAAAUUACCUUUUUUUACCACACUAUUACUGCAGCUUGCUUAAUUGGUUAGUGGUCUACAGCUAUUGUACACCUGUCAUUUUCUUAUGUAAUCUGGGAAGGUUUAUAACUGUGCACUGCCCUUCACUGCCCUCUUUUUCGAUUGUAACAGAUUGGCCUGAUCAAUAUAACAAAUUUCUC
Messenger RNA from Rosa rugosa (rugosa rose), 6171 nucleotides. RefSeq lists its product as uncharacterized. Gene Ontology annotation, molecular function: zinc ion binding; nucleic acid binding. Bases 4357 to 5859 code for a protein of 500 amino acids. The record is from RefSeq and is a predicted model, not a curated record. Lineage: Eukaryota; Viridiplantae; Streptophyta; Magnoliopsida; Rosales; Rosaceae. The transcript is spliced from 6 exons.